UCCUUCCCAGUUAUUUGUCCAAGUUUCCACUUCUUAUAAGCUUCCUUUUUGUGAUUAAGUUUUCAUUUGCUAACUGAAUUUCUCUACAAAGUCUUUCCAUCUCUAACCUUUAAUUAUUGCAUGGUCAGUGUGACAGGUCCACUUGUCUGUUCUUACCCAACUCCUAAAAUGGGGGAGCGGAAAAGGAAAAACAUACAGGAUCUAAACAAGAAUAAUAGGAUCAUGCUUCAAACAAGGCAGCCUACCAGGAAGAUCUUCAUUUGGGGAACGGUGAAGUGAAGGACAGUGUUGUAGCUUACAAUUUUGUGGAUCAACACUCUUAAGGAACACUUAAACACUGCUGAGUUAUAAAAUGUUGGCAUAAGGGCUCAUCUAAAUUGCAUCAAUGAUUUCCAGAACAAAGGCGCUUGCUCCAAAACCAGGAAGGAGGGAAAAAUAUCACUGCCAGCCCUGAAAUCUCUAUGGGGGGCUGUCUUCCUUCUCUUGCAACAUCCUCAGGCCAAAUCAGUGCCUCCCUUAUGCAAACCCAUUUAUUUUCUGUCAUGCUCAUGCUGCAGGUAGGCAGAUGUGACCAGUCAGUGUCUGCACAGUUGGAAGUGAUGGGAAUUGGUUAAAUAUUUCUGAUUUAUGCAUGAGGAGGAAUUGGGAACAGAUUAUCUGUGGUGUUUAUCUCCUCAGAGCUUAUGGCAGUAAAAAUACCUUUAUAUAUGUCAUAAAGCUCAGCAGGUAUAACUUUGCAAACACACGGGAGAUUCACUAUAACAGCCAGUUCUCAGAGUGGAGCUGCUCUUUAGCAGCUGGGAAAUUGCCUACAUCCCAUUCUGAUAUAUUAGAAGGGCGAUGCACACAGCCCAGUAGUGAAUGGGAAGCGUGGCUUUUAUUGCUGCCUUACUUAUUAAAAGUAAUAUUUAAAUGCCUUUACAGGCUAUGAAGUUAACUCCGGCGCUAUCAGUUGGAGGUGAACAAUCAAACCAUGGCCACCACCAUAGACAUGUGUGCCCAAAUCAUCAAUUUCCUAGAGCUUGGGGAUGAGAAGAGACGGACCUCAGCAGCGCACAGCAGGGCAAAAGCAUUAUGGUGCAUGUAGGUGCCAUCUUCUCCCACUGCCUAUGCUUAAGCAGGACUUGUUUUUAGAAGCACUGGGGCAGGAAAUGCCUAACACAUUUGUCACUGAUGACUCUCGUGAGCAAACACCCAGUACCAUGAGAGACUUAGCUAAUAGGACAGUGUUCAGCUGGCAUAACCGGUCAUAGCUCCAUUGAAACCAGCUGAACAGUAACAAUUUACCCCAGGUGAAAGUCUGCCCUGGGCUCAUUCUUACAAGUGAAAGUUGAGGAUUUAAUUCUCUACAGUGCUUUGAACAUUCACUCUCUUCUCCUUUGCCCCUUAAAAGGGUCAGUCCUAAAACAAAGCCCAUUUUAAAAGAAAUGAAUGUGGAAAAUGUGAAACAAAGACCACCUUUGACAGUGUAUUUUACAGAGCUUGUGGCAUAGAACAGGAGAGUGGAGGAGAAGCCAUUGUGUAUGUUGAGGAAGUCUAAGAAUAAAGAUUAUAGGGAAACAGUCUACCUUUCUUUACAAGGCCUUGAUUUACGUCCCUGAAAUCUCAAACUUAGCUAUUACAAUGAAGUCCUGUUGCAGACAGAGCAGCUUUUUUAUCACCACUUAAAAUCUAAUUAAUCCGUAUUGAAGCACAAAGAUUUCUGUUGUAUUUUAGGGUGAGGGGUCAUAGAGCCUUCUUUGUUCAUCCUCAGACUUGUAAUCAUCAGGCAUUGGGAUAUAAUUUUACCAAGCAAAUUGGAAGGUAACAGAUCAAAUCCUUAUCAGAAAGCCUAACUCAUGGUUUAGCAGAGUCCUCCGUCCUCUACAUGAAACAUUAUAUUCACCAAGAACAAAAAAGCAUUUCAGAACUUUCAAAGGGUUAAUAUCAAAAGCUUAUAUUCAGGGCAGCAGAGAACUAAGAGCAUCAUAGCUCCAACCACCACAAAAGAUAGGUGCUCUUAUAGAGCUGCAGGGUAGACAUUCCUCCUACAGCUCUUAGGAGACUGUUCUCACAAUGACUUUAGUCCAUAGAACUAUGAUGCAAUUAAGUGGCAUUUUGGUUUCUUUUUUAGGAUGGGUUCUAUCCUGCCUCACCACCUAUCUACCUCAAUGGAAAAAUCUCAAUUUAGAAUUAAAUGAAUUGGAGAUCUGGACCAUGGGACUCUGGCAAGCUUGUGUUGUCCAAGAGGAAGGAGGAAUACAAUGCAAGGAUUUUGAUUCUUUCUUGGCUUUGCCUCCUGAGCUCAGGAUUUCUAGGAUUUUAAUGUUUUUUUCCAAUGGAUUAGGACUUCUGGGCCUCUUGCUCUCAGGCUUCGGGUUGGACUGUUUGAAGGUUGGUGAGAGACAGCAGGAACUAAAGAAACGGCUGCUACUGCUUGGAGGAAUAGUAUUCUGCAUAUCGGGAAUUACAGCCAUAGUCCCAGUUUCUUGGGUUGCCCACACUACAGUCCAAGAAUUUUGGGAUGAGACUAUCCCAGAUAUUGUCCCCAGGUGGGAUUUUGGGGAAGCACUAUUUAUUGGCUGGUUUGCUGGAUUUUGUCUUAUACUAGGAGGGUUAUUGCUUAAUUGUACAGUCUGUUCAGCUGAAAUCCAUUCAUCCUCUGUCCAUUAUGCAGCAGCAGAAGUACAAGAUCACUGUCAACACUUGGAAACUGAAAAUAGACCUGAAAAUCUAAGAGCUUAAGAAGUGUAGAAGGACUCUUCUCUUUACAAACUCUGCUUGUUCCAGCAAUGAUUCAAAGGACUCUUUGUUACCUAGUUUAUUCACUAAACUUGUGUGUCUAAUUCUUUCUUCCUUUAACUGUUAUUUCAAAGCACUGUUUUCCCUCACUUGUGAAACAAAAGAUUUAACAGUUCUUCAGCAGGACAUUAAAGCUACCAUGGACUGUGGAGAAGAACCACCACAACUUUGUUUGCUGUCUAACUGAGCUGUGAAACCCCCAAAAAGAAUAAGCAUGCUCUUUUUAUAGUUUGGUUGACAGCCAAAAUGUAAGUUUCUUUUUCAUAUGAAAUCAAUUAAAUGAGAUUCAGAGCUUU
This is a messenger RNA of Gavialis gangeticus (Gharial), 3077 nucleotides long. Its product is annotated as claudin-22-like. The transcript has a single exon. NCBI's taxonomy places the organism in Eukaryota, Metazoa, Chordata, Crocodylia, Gavialidae. Gene Ontology annotation, cellular component: bicellular tight junction; plasma membrane. The record is from RefSeq and is a predicted model, not a curated record. Gene Ontology annotation, biological process: cell adhesion; bicellular tight junction assembly. Bases 2056 to 2724 code for a protein of 222 amino acids. Gene Ontology annotation, molecular function: structural molecule activity.